Messenger RNA from Balaenoptera musculus (blue whale), 1451 nucleotides. It is a transcript of the gene AUH, whose product is annotated as AU RNA binding methylglutaconyl-CoA hydratase. Gene Ontology annotation, molecular function: enoyl-CoA hydratase activity. NCBI's taxonomy places the organism in Eukaryota, Metazoa, Chordata, Mammalia, Artiodactyla, Balaenopteridae. The record is from RefSeq and is a predicted model, not a curated record. Gene Ontology annotation, biological process: fatty acid beta-oxidation. Gene Ontology annotation, cellular component: mitochondrion. The transcript has 10 exons. The coding region runs from base 37 to 1056 and encodes 339 amino acids.
GGCAGCAGCCGCAGGCCCACGCCGUAAACAGUCAACAUGGCGGCGGCGGCGGCAGCGGCACCCGGGGCCUUGGGCACCUUGCAGGCCGGCCGCGCUCGCUUGGUGGCCGCUUGCUGUGCGCGGCUCGGCCCUGGGUGGAGGCUGUCUGGCUCCUGGACGGUCCCGCGGGUCGACCCGGCGAUCUGGGCUCGGGGCUGGACACACGCGGCCGGGGGGGCGGCCUGGCGGAGGGGCUACAGCUCUGAGGUGAAGACGGAGGACGAGCUGCGGGUGCGGUAUCUGGAGGAGGAGAACCGAGGAAUUGUGGUGCUUGGAAUAAACAGAGCUUAUGCCAAAAAUUCAUUGAGUACAAAUCUUAUAAAAAUGCUGUCAAAAGCUGUGGAUGCUUUAAAAUCUGAUAAGAAAGUACGGACCAUAAUAGUCAGAAGUGAAGUCCCAGGCAUAUUCUGUGCUGGUGCUGACCUUAAGGAAAGAGUCAAAAUGAAUUCCAGUGAAGUUGGUCCUUUUGUCUCCAAAAUAAGAGCAGUGAUUAAUGAAAUCGCUAAUCUUCCAGUGCCAACCAUUGCAGCAAUAGAUGGACUCGCUUUAGGUGGUGGACUUGAACUGGCUUUAGCAUGUGAUAUAAGAGUAGCAGCUUCUUCUGCAAAAAUGGGCCUGGUUGAAACAAAGUUGGCAAUUAUUCCUGGUGGAGGGGGCACGCAGCGACUGCCGCGUGCCAUUGGGAUGUCCCUGGCCAAAGAGCUCAUCUUCUCUGCACGUGUGCUUGAUGGCCAAGCAGCCAAAGCAGUGGGCUUGAUCAGCCAUGUUCUGGAACAGAACCAGGAGGGGGACGCUGCCUAUAGAAAGGCCUUGGACCUAGCAAGAGAGUUUUUACCUCAGGGACCUGUUGCAAUGAGAGUGGCAAAAUUAGCAAUUAAUCAAGGGAUGGAGGUCGAUUUAAUAACAGGAUUAGCCAUAGAAGAAGCUUGUUAUGCUCAGACCAUUCCAACGAAAGACAGACUUGAAGGUCUUCUUGCUUUUAAAGAGAAAAGGACCCCUCGUUAUAAAGGAGAGUAGAAGAAAGAGAAAUCUUUAAAAUGCCAGUGUAAUAAAUACACUUCUGGAAGUAUCUUUCAGAUUCACGUAUGCCUCAGCAUCUGGAAUCCCAGAGACCAAAGUGAAGAGCGAGUUAUCCACAUACUGAAUUAAGUAUCUGGAGUGGACCCCUAUGUGUACUUGUUCAAAUGUGUAUCAUCAUUUUCAUUCAGAUUUAUAAAGCUAAUAGUGUAUACUGUCAAAAACGCCAAUUCAAAAUUAGGUAUACAUUUUUAAAUACCUCCUGCAUAUGAGGCUUUCUGUUCUUAAUUUUUUUAAUGUGAAUAAUUUAUAUAUUGCACACGCUAGGAAAAAAUAUUGAUUGUAUGUCUCCUGUGCUACAGUAUGAAAAUAAAAUUAUUUCUUUGUACCAAAAA